This is a messenger RNA of Ochotona curzoniae (black-lipped pika), 1285 nucleotides long. RefSeq names its product homeobox C8 (gene HOXC8). Gene Ontology annotation, cellular component: nucleus. Gene Ontology annotation, molecular function: DNA-binding transcription factor activity, RNA polymerase II-specific; RNA polymerase II transcription regulatory region sequence-specific DNA binding. The coding region runs from base 188 to 916 and encodes 242 amino acids. The transcript has 2 exons. The record is from RefSeq and is a predicted model, not a curated record. NCBI's taxonomy places the organism in Eukaryota, Metazoa, Chordata, Mammalia, Lagomorpha, Ochotonidae. Gene Ontology annotation, biological process: regulation of transcription by RNA polymerase II.
AGCCGCCCCCACCUGCCCAGCCUCCCCACCCCACCCCCAAAGCCCAGCAGCCCAGUCCCGGGGAGCCGGCCGGCCCGGGGGUUCGGUCCCGGGGGGAGGGGAGUUUCGGGGGUACUACCGGGGCGGGGGAAGAGAGAGUCGCGGCGAGCCAGAGGGGAGGGGUGCGCGGGGUUUUCAUGCACCCAGCAUGAGUUCCUACUUCGUCAACCCCCUGUUCUCCAAAUACAAAGGCGGCGAGACCCUGGAACCGGCCUAUUACGACUGCCGGUUCCCGCAGAGCGUGGGCCGGAGCCAUGCGCUGGUGUACGGGCCCGGCGGCUCGGCGCCCGGCUUCCAGCACGCCUCGCACCACGUCCAGGAAUUCUUCCACCACGGCACCUCCGGCAUCUCCAACUCGGGCUACCAGCAGAACCCGUGCUCGCUCAGCUGCCACGGAGACGCCUCCAAAUUCUAUGGCUACGAAGCGCUCCCCAGACAGUCCCUUUAUGGGGCUCAGCAAGAGGCGAGCGUGGUGCAAUAUCCCGACUGUAAAUCCUCCGCCAACACUAACAGUAGCGAAGGACAAGGCCACUUAAAUCAAAACUCGUCUCCCAGCCUCAUGUUUCCAUGGAUGAGACCCCACGCUCCGGGGCGGCGCAGCGGAAGGCAGACUUACAGCCGAUAUCAGACCUUGGAACUAGAAAAGGAAUUUCUCUUUAAUCCUUAUUUGACACGGAAGCGCCGGAUCGAAGUCUCUCAUGCCCUGGGACUGACAGAGAGACAAGUGAAAAUCUGGUUCCAGAACCGAAGGAUGAAGUGGAAAAAGGAGAACAACAAAGAUAAGCUGCCUGGAGCCCGAGAUGAGGAGAAGGUGGAAGAAGAAGGAAACGAGGAAGAGGAGAAAGAAGAGGAGGAAAAGGAAGAGAACAAGGACUGAGCAAGAGAGAGAGACGACCCCCCCACACCCCCCUUAGCAACUCCCUUGAAGUUUCGAUUUAUGGUAGCAGAUAAAUUGAGAAGUUUACGACUGUCAUUUGCUUUUAUAGAGAAUAGAAUGACACUCACAACUCUAACUACCUGUCAGAUACUAGCAGCUCUGGUUUUAUUACCUUUGGACUCCCCCCCCAACCACCACCAACCCUGCUCUUUAUGUGUCUGGGGCUACAGUGGGGGGAAGACCCAGACACAGCAGGGUGGGGGAAAAAAAGUUGGGACUCUCUCGGGUCCACUCCUAGCCCUGGAAGACACACUUGCCCCCCUCUCCCCCACCCCGUCCCCCAAACCCUUUUGGGUCCUUCCUGGAUUU